Pseudovirgaria hyperparasitica is the source of this 1551-nucleotide messenger RNA. RefSeq names its product squalene monooxygenase Erg1. The record is from RefSeq and is a predicted model, not a curated record. Gene Ontology annotation, biological process: ergosterol biosynthetic process. Gene Ontology annotation, cellular component: membrane; endoplasmic reticulum. The transcript has 3 exons. NCBI's taxonomy places the organism in Eukaryota, Fungi, Ascomycota, Dothideomycetes, Acrospermales, Acrospermaceae. Gene Ontology annotation, molecular function: squalene monooxygenase activity; flavin adenine dinucleotide binding. The coding region runs from base 1 to 1551 and encodes 516 amino acids.
AUGAUACUCGACUCCCCAAGUCCUUCACCACCCGCGACGCCUGCCGUCAAGUCAAUCAUUACGAACGAAUCGACCGACCCCCGCAAAAUUCGGCGGGAACGGCACCAUGAAGCAGAUAUAGUGAUAGUUGGCGCUGGAAUAAUAGGAACGGCUGCUGCUGUGGCAUUUGGCAAGCAAGGUAGAAGCGUUAUCUUACUAGAGAGAGACCUAAGGCAACCGAAUCGAAUUGUUGGAGAAUUGCUACAACCUGGGGGAGUAAAAGCUUUAGAGAAACUUGGUCUAAGAGACUGUCUCGAAGGUAUCGACGCCACCGUUUGCAAAGGCUACGAAGUACGCUACUAUGGCGCGCCUGUACACAUUCCAUAUACGAAUCCUGGUGGCACAGAGCUGCCAGAAGGUCGAAGUUUUCACCAUGGAAGAUUCAUUCAGAAGUUGAGAGAGGCAGCCAUGCGUACACCAAAUGUGACAGUCGUUGAGACCACCGCGAACGAUUUUGUCAAGGAUGACUACACAGGACAGAUCCUUGGUGUGGAAUGUUCAACAAAUGGAGAGAAAGAUUACUAUUUUGGACACCUCACACUAGCAUGCGACGGCUACGCCUCGAAAUUCAGAAAGACACACCACACGCGGACACCAAAACAGCGCUCGAAGUUCUUCGGCAUGGAACUGAUUGACUGCGACCUACCGAGAACCCAGCAUGGCUUGGUCAAUCUUUCAGAUUCGCCCCCUGUACUCCUGUAUCAGAUCGGAACUCACGAGACAAGGGUGCUAAUUGACGUACCAGAAGGCUACGAGAAGGCAUCUGUAAAGAAUGGAGGUGUCAAGGGAUACAUCAAGAACAUUGUUCUGCCUAGCCUGCCGAAGAGUGUCCAACCAAGUUUCAAAGCAGCUCUCGAAGCGGGCGGUCUACGAAGCAUGCCUAACUCCUUCCUUCCCGCUGCAACAAACUGCACCCCUGGCAUGGCCAUUAUCGGCGAUGCAUUAAAUAUGCGACAUCCUUUGACCGGUGGCGGUAUGACUGUCGCGUUCAAAGAUGUCGUCCUACUCAGCGAUAUGCUAUCCCCCGAAAUUGUACCUGAGCUGUCGGAUACCAAAGCUGUUCUACACCAAUUCAAGUGGUUCCACUGGCAGCGCAAAGGCGGCAGCUCCGUCAUCAACAUCCUCGCUAUGGCGCUGUACAGCCUCUUCGCGGCAAACGACCCAACUCUCGCCACACUUCAACGUGGCUGCUUCCACUACUUUCUCCGCGGCGGCGCCUGCGUGGACGGGCCUGUCGGUCUCCUCGCCGGUCUCAUCCCCAACCCUAUGGUCCUCUUCUACCAUUUUUUCUCGGUCGCACUAUACGGCAUCUGGAUCCGCAUCGGCGAAGGCUUCUCACGAAAAAGACUUGCUGCUGACGGGAUUAACGUUGCAGGCGACAAGGAGACUGGCGAGUGGAUCGUAGGCAUAUUUCAGACGCUCGGCUGGAUACUAAUAGGAGGGCCACUGUAUGUCUUUAUAAGAGCUGCGGGCGUGAUUGGCGAGUUUGUGCUUGGCGAGGUUGGCUACUAG